GAGCUCGAGAAAAAGAAGACCAAGAUAGAGAAGAUAGAGAAGGAAAUAAAAAAUUACCAAUCAGAAGUAUGGGAAGUGGUUGAUCUGCAGAAGGAGCUGAUUGAAAGUCAGCAAAACCAAAUCAAAACGCUGAAGAAAGAAAAAGAGGAAUUAUUACAGAAGUGCAAGUGCGGAAGUAGAUGGACAGCUCCUUAUUGGAACCACGAUUAUACUCCCAGUCACCGUCAGCCACUUAGACAGCAGACACCACCAUGCAAGAAAGUGCAUUAUUUUGAAAAAUGUCCUGACACAGACGCAGUGAUAUCCACCAGCCAACAACUCAUGACCCGAGUGAAGGAGAACUUACACCAGAAAUACAGGGUGGACCUUCACUCUGAACCGUGGCACCAGGGGGCGCAGUGCGGAGACAGUCCCGUCCUGGUUUUCUGCCUACACUUAUCUCGUCUUGGAACAGACGUAGACCAAUCUUUAAAAGAAUUCAGCAGAGGUGAGACAGGCUGACUCAAGGGCCAUUAUCCUGAUAGUUUUCCACCACGUGGUCCCUCAUGCCGACUUCGGCAACCCCACCGACUCCAUUCUGUCCCUAACAAGACUGGGGAGGGUUAAUCUUGUUCUGGACAUGGUGUUCUGGGAGUCCUUGGGUCUGUAUUCGUCCCCCGUUAAUGAGAGAGCCCUAGAAGAGCUGGUGAAAUAUUUGGAAAGUCGCACCAAGGAGCAAAGACCUCGCAGUGUGCUUUGUUAUGAAAAAUAUCCUGUCCCAGACGCAGUGAUAUCUGCCCGCAAACAACUCAUGGCCCAAGUGAAGGAAAACUUACACCAGAAAAACAGGGUGGACCUUCACUCUAAUCCGUGGCACCAGGGGGCGCAGUGCGGAGACAGUCCAGUCCUGGUUUUCUGCCUGCACUCUUCCAGUCUCGGAACAGACGUAAACCAAUCUUUAAAAGAAUUCAGCAUAGCUGACACAAGCGCCAUUGUCUUGAUAGUUUUCCAUCACGUGGCCCCUCAUGCCGACGUCGGCAACCCCACCGACUCCACUCUGUCCCUAACAAGACUGGGGAGGGUUAAGCUUGUUCUGGACAUGGUGUUCUGGGAGUCAGCCGGUCUGUAUUCGUCCCCCGUUAACGAGGAAGCCCUAGAAAAGCUGGUGAAAUAUUUGGAAAGUCGCGCCAAGGAGCAAGGGCCUCGCAGUGGUACAUGUACCGUCACAACGCCAUAUGAAUAUGGAAAUCCAUAUUAGCAAAACUGUAGGUCGACGUAUUAGGAUAUGAUGAAACCAGCUAAAUAUAGAUACAUCUGAAAGCUUUUUUGAAAGACAGUGUUAAUAACUUUGGCCACUAUUAAUUUGCAGUUUCUUAUGUUGUAUGAAUAUAAAUAUGAAUAAAGUGCGUCCUGUCUUAAGGUUACGGACAGAGUUAGGCAAAAACUCCUAAAUUGCUGCCUUUAGGCAGGUUUACGAUAAUCGAUAAAUCGUCGGUGUUCCCAAGUUUUCACAAAUGUCAUUUUACCGAUGGCAUUACAAUUGCAAUUUUUUGGGGUAAAAAUUGCAUAAACGAUUUCUCAAAUUUUUCCCUACCUGAGUACCCACGAACACACUUUCCACGGCAAUUGAAUAAAACCAAUGAGAACUUCAAAUGUUUGUCGGCGAUUUACUUAAAGCAUUAGUUCAGAAUUAAUAGUUUAAAAAGGCAAAAUAAUACUUAUUUUCAAUGAAUCGUUGUAAUUAUAGGCCUUAUAAACGUAUUAGGUGUUUACUAACACUAUCAGCAGAUCUUUUAACACUAACACCCGUAUUAACGACAAAACCCACAAAUUAACCAGAGCGGAGGAAUGUU
This is a messenger RNA of Lingula anatina, 1832 nucleotides long. RefSeq lists its product as uncharacterized. NCBI's taxonomy places the organism in Eukaryota, Metazoa, Brachiopoda, Lingulata, Lingulida, Lingulidae. The record is from RefSeq and is a predicted model, not a curated record.